CCCAUCUUCCCGGUGACCCCAGCCGAGCGCAGCGGGGCGCUGUGGCCCGGGGCGAGCCAGGCCAGCCGGCCGGCCGCGCCGCCCGCCGCCAUGGAGCCCAGGCCCGCCGCGCCGCGGCCUCGCUUGUGCGACUCUCUCGGCGCGGACCAGACACCCUCGGCCUCUACGCUGAACGCGGCCCGGGCCGAGGCUCGGCCAGCUGGGCGCCGCGCUCCCGCAGUGGCUGCAGUGUUGCCGGCGGGGGGUAGUGGGGAGCGCAUGGGCGUCCCCACCCCGAAGCAGUUCUGCCCCGUCCUGGAGAGGCCGCUCAUCAGCUACACGCUGCAGGCCCUGGAGAGAGUAUGUUGGAUAAAGGACCUUGUUGUUGCAGUAACUGGAGAGAACAUGGAAGCAAUGAACGGUAUCAUUCAGAAGUACCAGCAUCAGCGCAUCUCACUGGUUGAAGCUGGAGUGACCCGUCACAGGUCAAUUUUCAAUGGACUCAAAGCACUGGCAGAGGACCAGCCUGACUCUAAACUGUCUAAGCCAGAAGUUGUGAUAAUCCAUGAUGCUGUGAGACCAUUUGUUGAAGAAGAUGUCCUUCUUAAGGUUGUCACAGCUGCUAAGGAGUAUGGGGCAGCAGGAGCAAUUCGACCUCUUGUAUCUACUGUAAUCAGUCCAUCUGCUGAUGGUUGCUUAGACCAUUCACUAGAACGUGCCAGACACAGAGCAAGUGAAAUGCCACAGGCUUUUCUAUUUGAUGUGAUCUAUGAAGCAUAUCAGCAGUGUAGUGACUAUGACUUGGAAUUUGGAACUGAAUGUUUACAGUUGGCUCUAAAAUAUGGUCGCAUUAAAGCCAAACUUGUGGAAGGAUCACCUGACCUCUGGAAGGUGACCUACAAACGAGAUCUGUAUGCAGCUGAAUCGAUUAUUAAGGAAAGAAUUUCACAGCACAUUUGCCUGGUUAUGGACACAAAAGAUGAGAAUCAUGUAGGUCAUCGUCUUGAAGAAGUACUAAAAGACGAAUUAAAUCAUGUAAAAGUCACGUCUCGACUUCCAUGUCACACUGGCAGAGAUCUUGAUCAAAUCAUGUCAGAGCAGUGCUACAGUUACGUUUGCGUGAAUGUUAUGACCUCUGAUUUUGAGGAAAUCCGGAAGUUAGUGAAUAUGCUGGAAGAGACUAAUCUUUCCAUUUUAUAUCCUGUUGUUGUUAUUUCAGUGUAUUUUCUUGAUUAUAAAUCAGUACCUUUUGAUCAGAAAAUGGAAAACCUAAUGCAGAUUAGGGAAUAUGCAAAGGAAGUGAAAAAGAGAAAUAUUUUAUUAUGUGGUCUUCUUAUAUAUUAUCCACAGGACGAGCAGAAGCUACAGGAAAGUUUAAGGCAAGGUGCUACGAUUAUUGCCACCUUAAUCAAAGAAAGAAAUUCUGGACUUGUUGGUCAGCUCCUGGUAGCAUGAAGAACACAAAGAUAAUUACUUAUUGGGUUUUAGAAACAUUUAUCUAGGUAUCUCUGCUGUGCUCCCCUCCCUAUUAUAUGUAGUGGCAUGUUUAUAUUGUCUUUUAUGUCUCAUAAUUGGUGGGAUAUGAUGUUUGGGUUAAAAAAGUGGAUCAUUGUUUAUAUCUGUGAAAUAAAAAUAUACUUUUGUGCAUGUCAAAUAUAAAUUGAAUCAGAAAAUAGGUAAAUGGAAACUAAUUGCUUUCACAUAAUCUUUGCACAAAAGCAUAAAAGAUUGAAUAGAAAUAAUGACGGCUGAGGUAAUCAUCCUCGAAAUGAGAAUUCAGAAAACAACCAUGAUCUUAUCUCUGUGUUAAUUAGCAAAUCACAUUGUCUUGAUACUAAUAGAUAUGACUUAGAAUUGUUCUUAAUACUAAAAUUGUCCUCUUACCAUGUGAUAUUUUGACCUGUAUUCUAAUUUUCCACACCUUAAAAAAUAAAUAAAAGAGGAGAUAACAGGGAACUCUGGUUGAGAUAUUUUCACCGUUGGGCCCACAUUACUCUAGGUCCAUAAAAAAGAUGUAAUCCUCUCCUACUUUCUGUUUUAAAAUUGUCUGUUUUCCUUGGUUUAUGAAAAAUAAUUUUGACUUACUUUGAAUGGUCUCUGAUUUUUCUGGAUACAUUUAAAAGAAGACUGGAAAUCCUCAUGAAAGUGAAAUUAUUUUGGUCAAUCCCAAAUUAGUCUUUUUUUGAAAAGGAGGGAGUCAUUGCAUCUUCAAGAAUUAAAUUAUUUUUUGAUACAGAUACUGCUGUUGUUUAAAAUCAAGUUUUCAAUCUUUCAAAUUGCUCCUGGUAUAUACACCUUAAAUGUGUAAAUGAUUUUCCCUAAAACUAAAUUUUACAAUUAUGUACAUCCAAUCAUUAGAGAUAACUUUUAUUCUAUAUUUACAUUUACUUCAUACAAACACAUUAGAUCAGAUUCCAAGACUUAGGUUACAUGUGGAAACUAUAAAAGCUGCAGGAGAUGUUAUCAGUUGAAGAUCGACUGUGAAAUACCUACAUUAAGGAAUUUCUUCUUAACAAGUUGGAUGAUUUUCUCUAGUUUUCUCAAGGAUCUCUUUUGGUUGGAGAGUUGAUGUUUUACAUUUCAGUAAUGGUAGAAUAUAAUGGACCUGGAGUUAUUACUAUAAUUCAUUCUCUUAAAUGAAAUGUAUUGUUUCAUUGUAGUUUGGAUGUAAAUUUCUGGGCUUGCCACUUUUUUCCUCUCUCUCUAGGGAUGUUAAGAAAUAUAAAAUAAAUGAUAUAAUUCAAAUUCUUGAGGAUGAAAAUAUAUGGAUAAUGUGUAGAUUUUUGGUUAGAAUGCCUAUGUCAUUGUUAAGGUGGUGGGCUGGCUGUGUUGGGAAAGGUUCACACCUGCACCUUUUUAAGUCUUCAGGUGAAAAUGUUUUAAGAAUUUGGAAGUGCUUAUAAAGGCAAAUAGGGAAAUGUUUCAGGGUUUUAAAGAGAAAGUGCCUUUGAGUAAAGGCAAGAAUCGGCCUAUCUAUGACACAGCAAAACUAUUCUAUUGAUUGAGUGCUAGUUAAGUUACCUUAGAUUCCAACUUAUUUAUGGACUGUUAUGCCAGACGAAAAUUUAUCUAGGAGCAAUGACUGUGAGUUUACCCUAGGCAAUUAGAAUAGUGUAAUGAGGUUUUAGUUAAUAUUAAAUUGUGCAUGAAAUAAUUACCAUCAUCAUCAUCACCUUAUCAUAGCAUUCGAUCUUUUUCUUUACAGUUUAUAAAGUGAUUCACAGCUUUGAAAAUAAUUUAAAGAAGUCUUCUCACAUCCUUGACUGCUUAGAUGGAACUGGAGGUUCAGGGAUCUUUAACUGCCUUGUCCACAGCCAUGGGGCUGCGUAGUGACAAAAAGUAGGGAUUAAACUCAGGACCACUCAUAGUAAGUUUCAAGCUCAUCUCCCUGUUUAAUCAUAAUGCUGGCAAAGGACAUCCAGCCGAGAAGCUAUGGGAAGUAAGCCAGAGGCUCCAACUGUGCAUUGGAGGAAUGGAUAAGGAGGGACAGAUCAUCCCAAUGACCAGAGGAAAGUCCUGAAGCUUUUGGCUUUCUAGCCAUCUUUCCAACAUAGACUAAUUGGUAAUUGUAGCUAGAGGUGAAGGGAAUGGAGAGAAGUAUUAGCCAAGAGAGAAAGAUAGACUGGUUGUUUUUAUUGUUUAAGAGAUCCAGAGGCAAAUUUUAUAGUUACAUUUUCAUCACUGCUUCUGUAAACUUAAUUACUUUCAUGGGAACUGUCUUUUUUUCACUUUAUUUUCCCAAAUAUUGUUAAAAAUAAUAGUAAUUUAUGCUUCAGGGGUGUAAAAUUGUCCUCUACCUGUGGAAAGUUCUGUGGAAAGACUCUUCUUUCUAAAUGUUUGCUAAUUGAGUGCAAUUUAAUUAGCCUUUUAAAGAAUUUAACAGUGUGUUCAGUGGUUUGGUUAAUGACAUACUGGUAAGAGGUAUAAAUUUUUUAAAACCGCUCAGUUUGAGAGAUAACUUGUUGCAAGUAUAUGAAUUUACAGGUAAGAAUUAGACUUCCAUAUUCCACUCAGAGCCAUUCUUUCUGUGGUCACUUUAAGCGAUUUGCAUUGGCUCAACAGGUAAACUUUCACUUUCAUACUGGAUCUUUAGCACUAUAAAACUUUACUAUGUAUAAAUACAAUGAUCAUUUUGUAAAAAUUACAAUGCACUAAAACAUUUUCUUAUAUUAAAUCUUCACAUUUUAUUUCCUUUUAAUAUUGAAACUACUUAGGCCAAGGAAAAAUAAGUAAUAGUUUUAAGUGUUAAAGCCAUUUUGAUGAAGAAAGAUUGAAUUUUAAAAGUUUAAUUCAAAAAUAAACAGAAUAAAUGAAAAAUACAUAUCAUGUUGGGCUUUAUUAGUGUGGUUUAAAAUAAGUCAGAACUGGCUGUGUGAGGUACACAGCCUGGGGUACUGUACCACUUUAUAUGUUCUUGUACAUUUUUAGUUUCAAAAUGGUGAAAAAUGCACAGAUUUUUUUAAAUGACAGCAACACACUAUUCAAGAUUUUCAAUAUAUUCUCUUUAUAAAGCAAAAUAUGUGUUUGAUAAAUAACUAAGUGGUUGAUAUUUUAAUAUCCAAUGGCAGUUGUCAUUGAUAUUUAGUGUAUAUAUACAUAUUUUUAAAACUAACUCAAUUACAAUUGAAUAAAUAUAACAUUUACUCUCAGAAAAUAACAGUGAUGUUUUAUUUUAUAGAAUUUGAGAUCCAGAUUUAUUAUUCUGUAAAAUAUAUUAAAAAUGUGCAAAAUCAGAAGUCUCAGUUUUUUUUUUUCUUCUUUCCCUCAUAUUAAGCAGGUUUCCUAGCAAUUAAAAUGGCUGCUGAGAAUAUAAAAGCUAUAUUCAGUCACAGUGGAAUGGAGUACUGUGAUUACUUAACAGUGUCUGCAUGGGGGUAGUGAAUUGAAUUUGGUUCAGAAAUAUUCUUUCUUUCCACUUAGCUUCCAUAGGAGGAAUAUAUGUGCACGACUUGACUUUGGGAUUCACCGUGUAAGCUACUCUGACCAGCAGAGUGAGGCACAAGUGGCUUGUGUAUGCCUGAGACUAGACUUAAGAGACUUUGCAUGUUGCCACUUGCUCCGUUCUGCUCUUGCCCCCACCGUGAGAUGAACAUGUCCUACCUGGCCUGGUGUCUCCAAAGGAAAACAAAAGCCCAGAUCAGCCGAUGUCCAGAUAAUCAACAAAUGGAUGAAGAGCCCCAGCUGAGAGCAGCAGGGUUCCCCAGGCCAGUUCAGGUGACCUCCACCAGACAGGUGAGCUAAAGCAACGCUCAGUGUUGUUUGCUAAUACUAUGUUUUGAGACUUUUUAUUACACACCAAGUGGUAACCAAGGAAAGAACAUCUGUGGCAGUGCAUCAGUACGUUUGUCCUCACAAAUCUAGGAUGUAUCUACAGACACACAUUUUGUUAAGUAGAAUGCUUGUGAGGAGAAAUGUUGGUCCCAAAGUACUAGAAGGUCCUGAGGGUUACUUCCUCCCUAUUUAAUAGUUACUAAAAGAAAAACAGACCUGAAAGUUUUAGAAAAGUUUACAAAAGAAGUUAAACUUUCUUGGGCCUAAAAUGAUAUUGAAUUGAAAUACAGGCAUUUAAAAUAAUAAUAAAAAUGACUAACAUUUAUUGAGUGAGUGCUAUGUUCUAGAAAUUGUUCUUAGUGCUUUGCAUGUAUCUUUUUUUUCUUCAUAAUAACUUUAUGUGCCAGGUGGUGUACCAAUCUGUUUUACAAAAUGAAGAAACCAAGGCAUAUACAUUUCAAAUAACUUCUUGAGAGUAAGAGUCACCCAAGCAGCAUGUGGGAGAAAUGAGGUUCACAAAGGGCUUUCUCACUUUAGAGCUCAUAUUCCUAAACACAAUGACCUGCAAUAUUACAAAAACAUAAUACUUUAAGAUCUUUUAAAGAAUGACUCUCAAAAGAGUCUUCUUUAAUAAGAGGGGAAAAAGCUAAGUCCCAUUGUCUUUCAGUAUUUCUAUACUCUUCCUUUCCUUUGCCCAUCAUCACCCGCAACACAUGAACAUGCUUUGGAACAUCACUGUGUCUGCCUGUGCCAUUAAAAUUUACAAAGACUAAUACUGAUGUACAGUUACUAUCAAUGACAUCUCUGAGGGCUCUAAAGUUGUAGGAAUUUCCUAGUGGAUGUCAGAUACACUUGAAUAAUGAAAAAGCAGAAGUACUUUCCUGAUGAACCAGAGGUGCAUAUAGCUAUUUGUGCCUCAGCAACAUGAGAAGACAUGAAAAGAGAAGUAGAAAUCCAUUCAUCAUGUUUAUAGGAGAAAGGAAAGUCUAGAGAAAUGCCAAGGCAUGACGAAGUAUGAAGUCUUCCCUGGCCAUUAGACAGUCCUAAGCACAUAUGCCAGUAUUCGCUUGAUGGGCAGUUUUUGGGGUGAAUGGUGCUCCGUAUAAUGAGGUAGACCUGAGCAGAGCCAGAUUGUUUUCUCUUACCAUCUGAAGUAUUGGAAUCUUUGAUUUUUAAAAAUGGCUUCACAGCUGAAAUGCAUUAUGUAAAUAUAUUCUGUACUUAGUUGAAGAUACUACCAAAUACUCUGAGCAGUUCUUAAAACAUAUGGGUCUAUUUAGCAGCAUGGAUAAAGCUUGACUUGUCAAAUGCAUUAUUAUUAUUAUUAUUUUUUUUUUUGGCCAGUUUAACCUUAAUUAAUCUUUGCAGGGUCUCUUUGAGGUAGGUCUGUAUCAGCCUUGUGUUGUGACAGUUGCAAAAA
Messenger RNA from Panthera uncia (snow leopard), 6670 nucleotides. It is a transcript of the gene CRPPA, whose product is annotated as CDP-L-ribitol pyrophosphorylase A. Lineage: Eukaryota; Metazoa; Chordata; Mammalia; Carnivora; Felidae. Gene Ontology annotation, cellular component: cytosol. The coding region runs from base 91 to 1434 and encodes 447 amino acids. Gene Ontology annotation, molecular function: D-ribitol-5-phosphate cytidylyltransferase activity. The transcript is spliced from 10 exons. The record is from RefSeq and is a predicted model, not a curated record. Gene Ontology annotation, biological process: isoprenoid biosynthetic process; protein O-linked glycosylation via mannose.